This is a messenger RNA of Lodderomyces orthopsilosis Co 90-125, 1860 nucleotides long. RefSeq lists its product as uncharacterized. Bases 1 to 1860 code for a protein of 619 amino acids. NCBI's taxonomy places the organism in Eukaryota, Fungi, Ascomycota, Pichiomycetes, Serinales, Debaryomycetaceae. The record is from RefSeq and is a predicted model, not a curated record. Gene Ontology annotation, molecular function: metal ion binding. The transcript has a single exon.
AUGUUAGAAACAACUACCCGCACACAGAUGGCAACAAAGUCCCCAUCUCAACAAUCAACAGCAACAACUCGCGAAACCAGUACCAGGAGAAAGUCGCUGGUUGUGAUCACACCUUCUCAGAUCCUUUACGGCUCAUAUAACGACAAUGAUUACCAAGGAACUUCAAAUGGAACGGGAACCACAACACCGCUAUAUGAGAAGAAUGAUGAUUCAUCAGGCGGUCUUGAGACCAAAAACAGCAACUCCGGUGAACUCCCUCCAUUUUCAUUUCUGAAGAGACCCAUAGAAGAAAUAAAUGGAUGUAAUGGAGAGCUUAAGCUGAUGAUAACUUCAGUAAUCGGUGGCAACAAGUCUAGAUCACAAAGUAGAUCAACCACACCAAGACAGUCACAAAUUGGCAUUCUGUGUCACCAAGAACAGGAUAGCAUCAUACCUGACGAUUACGAUGAGAGAAUACGGUUCCCUCAAAUGAGCAGUCACUACAUCUAUGAGAACAAACCAGCAACAAACCGUAGCGAAUCUUUUGAAACUGUUGCUGAGAAUAAAGAGACGUUGACUGUGGAUGCACUAGUUAAAAAUGAGUACAAACCGGCAAAUUUCGACUUGAGUCAACCAACUAGACGCUAUUCAACUCCAAACAGGACCAAUUCCCUAAUUGAUGAAAUCAAGUUGCUUGAAGACUUUACUCAUAAUAAUUGCAUUUACGAAAAUAAGUAUGAUCAAGAUGCCAACACACUAAGUUGCACCCAUGUGCCACAAGUGCAUGGUAAGAAUAACACUAGACUCAAGAACCGGCUGAGUUUUCCCAAGCUACAUGACAAAGUUUCCAAUCAAAAGUUGAAUCAAGUAUACCAAUGGAAAAAGCCAUUGAUGAUGCCGGCGGUAUUACGAGCAGAGCCUCAGCAACAACCACAACAACUACCACACCAAUCCCCUACAUUAGAAGAUUCUGAAUCGGCUUUUUUGACGAAGUCAACGGCACCAGUGUCGUCUUCUCCUACCAUGCUUACCGGACAAACAUCCUUACCUAAGCAACAAUCUAUCCAGCCACCACCAAAAAACCCAAACUUGAAUACAUCAGUAUACACCAUCUUCACCACCAACCUACAAGACCUCACCAUUGUUAAGGAACCAACUCAUCAACACUGGCAACCAAACAACGCGGUAAAUGCAUGCAUGGCCUGUCUUCGACCAUUUCAUAGUCCCCUUGUUACAAUGAUCUAUGAUGUACCGAAGCGGCAUCAUUGCCGUUUUUGUGGAUUAAUCUUUUGCAAACUGUGUUUAGAUUUUGGAAAUGGUGUUGGCGAGAGUACAGUAGGUUCCCCAUCUUCCACACCAACUUCGAGUACGUCAAAAUCUAUCUCGUCAUCAAUUUCCACUUCAAUGAUUGCUAUUGCUACAAAUCCACAAGCUAAUACCAGCCCCAUAUUAACUCCCUUAAUUGACAAAAAUGCCAACUUUGUUAUCCCAGUAAACACAAACAGAAAGUCCAGUAAUAUUACAUCUUUAGCUCCCAACACAAAGACAUGUCAUAAAUGUACCACCCUUUACAAGACAUUAUUCACUGAAAUUAAUAAACCAGCAAAUAUUGCGAAUUUACUCAAUAUGAAUGAUGCAGAAUUGAAUAACACAGAGUCACCUGUUGUAGUGAUUGAAAAUCCUUAUAGACAGGAUGCCAAAAUUAUUGAUUAUGGCACAACAACAUCGCUCAAUUUUAAACGGUUAAGCAUAUGUAGUCCUAAAAGGAGAGGAAUUAGAGACAGUUGUGUUGGUGUUGGACAGAAUGAGUGCCACGAAAGUGAACGGAGAAUGAGUGUGAUUGGUGAGGUGCCGACUGAUUGGACGUGGAGUUCGUUUUAG